Messenger RNA from Papaver somniferum (opium poppy), 1978 nucleotides. RefSeq names its product rust resistance kinase Lr10-like. Gene Ontology annotation, molecular function: polysaccharide binding; ATP binding; protein kinase activity. The transcript is spliced from 2 exons. The coding region runs from base 1 to 1896 and encodes 631 amino acids. The record is from RefSeq and is a predicted model, not a curated record. Gene Ontology annotation, biological process: protein phosphorylation. NCBI's taxonomy places the organism in Eukaryota, Viridiplantae, Streptophyta, Magnoliopsida, Ranunculales, Papaveraceae.
AUGAGAAUUACAAGCAGAGAGAAGGACUUUGCAUUCUCCUAUAUCCUCUCUCUCAUGAUGCUGCUGCUUCAACAUAUAAUAACAGCUACUGCUAAUGCAACAACUGAAAACAGCUAUGCCUGUAGAAAUUCAUCUUGUGGAGCUUUGCAAAUUCGAUUUCCAUUUCGCUUAAAGGAUUUGCAACCGAUUCAUUGUGGAUAUCCAGGGUUUGAAUUAUCUUGCACAAAAAACAAUGAAACAGAAAUUGAGCUACCAUUUUCAGGGAAAUUCUUCGUAAAAGACAUCAAUUAUGCUUUCCAAACUAUGGAAAUUUAUGAUCAAAAUAAUUGCAUCACUGGAAGGCUUAUGAAUUUCAGUCUCUCUAGCAAUAGUCCUUUUAAAACACGAGACGAGUUUGAGAAUUAUAGCUACUUUAACUGUUCGAUGGACGAGAAAUAUGAAUACUCUUGGGGUGAGAUAAGGUGUUUAAGUAGUCCUAAUUUGACGUACAGAGUUUUUGGAAAAAGAUCAAAUUCUCAUGUUGGAUAUGACUUACCUGACAAUUGUGUCGUAUUGCCACUUUCAAUUCAAGUGCCCAAGUAUGUUAAUUCAUAUUUUUAUUCGGACAGUCUUUUCAUGAAGUGGGAUGAGCCCAAAUGCGGUCGUUGUGAAGCUCAUGGAAGGAAGUGUAGAUACAAAAAUCACAACUCUAGCCUUUCGGCCGUUGAAUGUUUUAAAGCUCCGCCGCCUUACCACAAACCAAAAGGAAAGAAGAUAGCCAUAAGUGUGAGCGUUGGGAUAUUUGUUUUCAUAUUAUCCGGGCUGAUGUUGACCAUCAGGACACGCAAGAAAGCAGAUAUGAAGGAAAAAGAAAAUCAAUCAAGGAUUGAACAGUUCCUGGAAAACAAUGCUCUCAAACCCACACGGUACUCUCAUGCUGAACUAAAGAAGAUUACAAACAAAUUUGAGACAAAAUUAGGCCAAGGAGGAUAUGGGAGCGUUUUCGAAGGAAAGCUUACAAAUGGUAUCCAAGUAGCAGUUAAAGUUCUCGACAAUUCAGAAGGAAGCAACGAUGGAGAAGAAUUCGUCAAUGAGGUUGCCACUAUAGGUAGGAUUCAUCAUCUAAAUGUUGUGCGCCUCUUGGGGUUCUGCGUUGAAGGAUCUAUGAGAGCUCUUAUUUAUGAAUUCAUGAUGAAUAGUUCACUAGACAAGUUCAUAUUCUCAGUUGAAAAAGAUAAGACAUUGAUAAACCUUGGUUGGCCAAAGCUUAAAGAAAUUGCCAUCGGUAUAGCUCGUGGUAUGGAAUAUCUUCACCAAGGUUGUGAUCAGCGCAUUCUGCAUUUCGAUAUCAAACCUCAAAAUAUUUUACUAGACCACAAUUUUACUCCAAAGAUCUCAGACUUUGGUCUAGCAAAGUUAUGCACCAAAGAUACAUUUGUCACUGUUUCUAUGGCUGCUGCUAGGGGAACAAUAGGUUACAUUGCACCUGAAGUUUUUUCGAGGAACUUUGGUGCCAUAUCGUACAAAUCAGACGUAUAUAGUUUUGGAAUGUUGUUACUUGAAAUGGUUGGAGGUAAGAAAAAUACCGAAAUUAAGAUGGAAGCAAGGAAUGACGAAGAAUACUUCCCGGAAUGGGUACACAAUCGUUUGAAUCGUGGGGAAGAAUUAGGAAUUCAAGCUGAAGCAGAAGACUUGGAUAUAGUAAAGAAAUUAUCAAUGGUGGCACUCUGGUGUAUUCAAUGGAACCCUCUUGAUCGUCCUUCCAUGAAUAGUGUCCUUCAUAUGCUAGAAGGGAAUGCUGAAAAUUUACUCAUGGCACCCAACCCUUUCGCCUCCACGACUUCAGUUUCAAGUACUUCUAGGGUUAAUCAUGCAAAUGAGAUUGAAUUAUCACCAAUCUUAGAAGAUUACGAGUGAAGAUAAUGUACUAAAACCAUUUUUGUUCCGUGUUAUUUCUACCAAUGUAUUAAUUUUGAUGUCAAAACACAUUUGCAACACA